CCAAACCAAAACUCUCUCUCUCUCUCCAUAUAAUAUACUGGAACUCGAUUCUGGAGAAGCAUCAUCGGCUGUGUGUGUACCAGAAGCUUGGGAUCGAGCUGAAGGGCUAUAGCUCUAGCAGCAGGGAGAGAUCGGUCGAUAAAGCAUGAGAGGGUUCGAGAGGAGAGGCGUCCGGCAGUACAACCGGUCGGACGAGCCGCGGAUGCGGUGGACGGAGGAUCUGCACCGGCAGUUCAUCGAGGCCGUCGACUGCCUCGGCGGCCAGGACGAGGCAACGCCGAAGCGAAUUCUUCAGCUGAUGGGCGCCAAGGGUGUCAGCAUAUCUCACGUCAAGAGCCAUCUCCAGAUGUACAGAUCAAGCUCUAGCAACACCAACAGCAACGGUGGUCCACCCAAUGCGUCUGUGGAUCGCCGUCGGGGUCACCGUGCCGUCGACACAUCGUGGAAUGGCCAUGGGAACGACAUGGUGGCGGCUUCAGACAGAAUCGACGCUUCUUCUUGCACCGUGCCUCCCCACGGCCACCGCUCGUCGCCGCCGUACCAAAUACCGUCGAUCCAAGAGGUUUUCAGGAGCUGGGAGCAGAGUAGAGGGAGGCUGCCAUGGAACUCCAUCAUGCUAUCAGAGAAGGCGACCGGCUGGGCACGUCACGCUGACAGCAGAACACGUCAGAAGAAUCAGCAGCCGACGGCGGGAUGUGACCUGAAGCUGUCGAUCGGCCGGUGCGAGGAGGAGGCCAUGGUCGCCAGCAGCGACGCCGACGUCUCGAGCAUGACCACCGAGGAGUCUGCCGCCGUGCCGACGAGGGAUCCAGGAGCCGACGACCGCCGCCGCUCAGACACCGCUGGUCUGAACCUUGACCUGAACCUGGACCUCGCCAUCUCAUCUUCUUGGCUCUGAUGUGAUCGACGGCUCCCUGUGUAGAUAUAUAGAGAUGCAUCUUUGUAUGUAAAGUUACUCACAGCUCCCCAUAUAGCUAUCAUUUUACCAUAGAUCUUGUAGAGUAGUGUAGUUGUAGUAAAUGUGUGAGGUUUCUUGCUAGCC
This is a messenger RNA of Triticum dicoccoides, 1042 nucleotides long. Its product is annotated as transcription factor HHO1-like. The transcript is spliced from 4 exons. The record is from RefSeq and is a predicted model, not a curated record. Gene Ontology annotation, molecular function: DNA binding; DNA-binding transcription factor activity. Bases 146 to 898 code for a protein of 250 amino acids. Lineage: Eukaryota; Viridiplantae; Streptophyta; Magnoliopsida; Poales; Poaceae.